AGUGCGCCUCGAGGUUGGAUGCAAACCGCUGAGAGGGGGCAAAAACAGAGGGAGAAGAAAAAUGGGUUUCAUUCACUGUUACUGACUGUGUUUAUUCUCUUACUAACUAACCGAGCUGUGUUGUUACUGUUCUUUUAAUCGGCUCUUUGUAUUCACAGAUAAAUAUAAGUCAUCCCAUUCACGCAACUUGACGUUGAAGCUUGAGUAACGCAGCUUUCGUCGUGGCUAACUCAUGAUAUCAAACUUAGCUGAGCUAGCUGUGUGGCUACCAGCGGUGUGUUGACCGAACAAGCCGUCGAGGCCUAGCGGAUCCUCGGUCUUUACUGCGGAGCCUCUACCGAAGACGAACACCUAACAUUUAUUCGGUUUUACCUCAGCAAGAGAACAGCUGCAUUGUGUUGUUGGGGGUAUCUCAGAUUCAAAAACAACCUGAAUAAAGAUGGAGGCUCCGCCAGUCACAGUGAUGCCUGUCACCGGGGGCACGAUCAAUAUGAUGGAGUACCUGCUGCAAGGCAGUGUGUUAGACCAGGCCCUGGAAAGCCUCUUGCAUCGCCUUCGAGGUCUGUGUGACAACAUGGAACCGGAGACCUUUACAGAUCAUGAACUGGUUUAUCUUCUGAAAGGCCAACAAGGAAAUCCUUUCAUUCUGCGUGCCCGUCGCUCACUCUCCCACCCCACAUCUCCAUGGCACCUACGUUACUUGGGCCAACCUGAAGUCGGAGACAAGAGCCGCCAUGCUCUGGUGCGCAACUGUGUGGACGUGGCUGGCUCUCACAGCCUGCCAGAGUUCCUCAAUGAGAUGGGCUUCCGCAUGGACCAUGAGUUUGUGGCUAAUGGGCACAUAUUCCGCAAAGGUGUAAUGAAAAUUGUGGUUAGUAAGCUGUCACGUAUCCUGGUACCGGGGAACACGGAGAACACAGAGCGUCUAUCGCUUUCAUACCUGGUGGAGCUGAGUGUGUUGGCUCCUGCCGGUCAGGACACUGUGUCAGAGGACAUGCGCAGCUUUGCUGAGCAACUCAAACCCCUGGUUCACCUGGAGAAGAUUGACCCCAGCAAACAGAGACACUGAAUGACAUUGUUUAGAGGGUCAACUCUGACUACCAUGGACAAAUCAUUACCCACCUCCUAUUUUUCAUUUUUUCUAUGAUAUUUUUACAUAAAAUUAAACACAAUGCAACUUUGA
Dicentrarchus labrax (European seabass) is the source of this 1183-nucleotide messenger RNA. RefSeq names its product mediator of RNA polymerase II transcription, subunit 18 homolog (yeast) (gene med18). The transcript is spliced from 3 exons. Gene Ontology annotation, cellular component: mediator complex; core mediator complex. Bases 440 to 1069 code for a protein of 209 amino acids. NCBI's taxonomy places the organism in Eukaryota, Metazoa, Chordata, Actinopteri, Moronidae. The record is from RefSeq and is a predicted model, not a curated record. Gene Ontology annotation, biological process: termination of RNA polymerase II transcription; regulation of transcription by RNA polymerase II. Gene Ontology annotation, molecular function: transcription coregulator activity.